This is a messenger RNA of Schistosoma bovis, 1400 nucleotides long. The record is from the annotation of a GenBank genome assembly. Lineage: Eukaryota; Metazoa; Platyhelminthes; Trematoda; Strigeidida; Schistosomatidae.
AAUGUUUUCUCGCACUGUUUGGUUUUGAUUCCACCCUAUGAGGGUAACGUGAAAGGCGUAUACGGAGACGAUAUACAAAUUAACAGCGUAAUCAAUAAACAAAGUUUUUGCUUGGUCAUCGUCUUUACAUGAGUUGUAAUAGUUGUGUGCUCAAGGACCACUUUACUCUACCACCGGAGGAUUCAAAUGCCAGAUAUAUCAGUGAAUUAACACACAAUGAACAGUUAUUGAAAGAAACUAAAUUAAAACGGUUUUUGAUAACAGAACAAAAGCGAUCAAAAUUGUAUAGAUCAUUAAUUGCUAAAGUUAAUUCCAGUUGUAUAGAUGACAAACUGUUAUCUAAUUUACCCAGUGAAUCAGUUCUUACUACUUUGAAUCAGAAUGCAUCGUGUGACAGCACGAGCAGAACAGAUUCUCAAAAGUGCAGUAAUCGUAGUGAAGUAUUAACCAAUUCAGAAAAGUUUUUCACACAAUCACCUAUACAAGAAACUAGUUUAUCUAGUCGUACAAUAAUAACAACAACAAAUUAUACUACACAUAAUCAUUGCAAAUGUACUGAACAGAGUAUUGAUGACUUGUCCAGUCGUGCCAAGGCGUUAUCACUCCAUAGUUUCCCUUAUCUCGUGAAAAGUUUAAAACUUAGAACUUCUAGCUUGCAUGAGUAUAAAGCUAGACAAAUGAGACAGGCAGUUGGAAGACGUAUUUAUUCAGAUGCUGAACGUAAAAAAGUCUGUGAUCUACGUCGAAAUAAAGAAGAUUUAAUUUUAUCGGAAAACAUUAAAGCUAAAGCUGAAAAACGUUUUCUUAAUGUAAAAUCUAAUAAAACUCUUAAAUCGUCUAAUUAUUUGAAGAGAAAUUCAACACAAAUUAUGUCUACUAAUAGAGAUAAUUUGACAGUAAAUGAUCAUAGCAACUUAAUUGACGAAAAUAAACUCAAUAAUAAUUCGAAUCAAACAAUUAAGUGUAAUUAUAAAGAGAAUGAAGUGCUUUAUUCAAAAGAUACAAACUUGUCCGAUACUAUGGAUACUAAAGAGAUAAGUCUGGAAAAACCCGAACGUGAUGGUCAUAAUGGCGAGAUGCUUUCCUUAUGGUCUCGCUUAUCUAAUCGUCUGGAUAAAAAAAUUCCACCGCUUUGUCUCUGCAUGGAAUAUUCUCGCCAUGAUAUUGAUGAAGUCCCACCAUGGUUGAAAUGUGCCAAUAAUUGUCAAUUUUAUCAUAAUCCAGAAGCUUUUCUUAAGGUGUUACUGGACUAUAUGCAAUCGCUAAACCUGUCAUAAGGUCGAAGAACAAAUCCCCAUCAUAUUAAACAGCUACAUUCUGUGAAAUUCGCAACUUUUGGAUCAUGGUUAUCAGAUUUUGGUGGGUGAUUCUACUUGAAUAAAAAAAUCAUUGGCUAGAAA